GGGUGGGCGGGCGGCCGCGCCGGAGGUGGCGGAUCCAAGAUGGCGCCGUGCGGACGUGUCCGGAGCUGCCGCCCGGGCCCCGCGCUCCUGCUGCUGCUGGCGCUGGCGGCGCGGCCGGCGAAGGGCGGCCUUCCUGCCGCGGGGCCCGCCGCUCCCGCCAGCCUGGGCUUAGCGGUGCAGGCGGCAGGGCCGGGCGCGGUCGGCCCGCGGGGUCCCCGCGGCGCUGGCGGCGGUUCGGGCAGCGGGUGGAAGCUGUCGGAGGAGGCGGUGUGCCGGGAGGACGUGGUGCGGCUCUGCUCCAAGCACAGCUGGGCCAACAACCUCGCCGUCCUGGAGUGCCUGCAGGACGUUCGCGAGCCAGAUAAUGAAAUCUCCUCAGACUGCAAUCAUCUCCUGUGGAACUACAAGCUGAACCUGACUACAGAUCCAAAGUUUGAAUCCGUGGCCAGAGAAGUCUGCAAGUCCACUAUUGCAGAGAUCAAGGAGUGUGCAGAUGAACCAGUGGGUAAAGGCUUCUUGGUGUCAUGUUUGGUGGAUCACAGGGGCAACAUCACUGAGUACCAGUGCCAUCAGUACAUCACUAAAAUGACAGCCAUUAUCUUCAGCGAUUACCGGUUGAUCUGUGGCUUCAUGGAUGACUGCAAGGCUGACAUCAAUCUCCUGAAAUGUGGCAGCAUUCGACCUGGAGAAAAGGAUGCCCACUCCCAAGGAGAGGUGGUGGCGUGUCUGGAGAAAGGCCUGGUAAAAGAGGCAGAAGAGACUGACCCUCGAGUUCAGGUUUCUGAUCAGUGUAAGAAAGCAAUCCUUCGUGUGGCUGAACUCUCUUCAGAUGACUUCCACCUGGACAGGCAUCUCUACUUUGCCUGCAGAGAUGACAGAGAACGGUUCUGUGAAAAUACUCAGGCUGGGGAAGGCCGGGUCUACAAGUGCCUCUUUAAUCACAAGUUUGAAGAAUCAAUGAGUGAAAAGUGUCGUGAUGCUCUGACAACCCGCCAGAAGCUGAUUGCCCAAGACUACAAAGUCAGUUACUCUCUGGCCAAGUCCUGUAAAAGCGAUCUGAAGAAGUACCGCUGCAACGUGGAGAACCUUCCCCGGUCUCGGGAAGCCAGGCUCUCCUACCUCCUGAUGUGCUUGGAGUCUGCUGUGCACAGAGGCCGCCAGGUGAGCAGUGAGUGCCAGGGGGAGAUGUUGGAUUACCGGCGCAUGCUGAUGGAGGACUUCUCCUUGAGCCCAGAGAUCAUCCUGAGCUGCAGAGGGGAGAUCGAGCACCACUGCUCGGGCCUGCACCGCAAGGGCCGCACCCUGCACUGCCUGAUGAAGGUCGUCCGGGGAGAAAAGGGCAACGUGGGGCUCACCUGUCAGCAGGCACUCCAAACCCUGAUUCAGGAGACGGACCCCGGCGCCGAUUACCGCAUCGACCGGGCGCUGAAUGAGGCCUGCGAGUCGGUGAUCCAGACUGCCUGCAAGCACAUCCGCUCUGGGGACCCCAUGAUUCUGUCUUGCCUGAUGGAGCACUUGUACACUGAGAAGAUGGUGGAGGACUGUGAGCAUAGGCUCCUGGAGCUCCAGUAUUUUAUAUCUCGUGAUUGGAAGCUGGAUACCGUCCUGUACCGCAAGUGCCAGGGAGACGCCUCCCGCCUCUGCCAUACCCAUGGCUGGAAUGAGACCAGUGAGCUGAUGCCUGCAGGGGCUGUUUUCUCCUGCUUGUACAGGCAUGCCUACCGUACAGAGGAGCAGGGGAGGAGGCUAUCACGGGAGUGCAGAGCAGAGGUGCAGAGGAUCCUCCACCAGCGUGCCAUGGAUGUGAAGCUGGACCCAGCUCUCCAGGACAAGUGCAUGAUUGACCUGGGGAAGUGGUGCAGUGAGAAAACGGAGACGGGGCAGGAGCUGGAAUGCCUGCAGGACCAUCUUGAUGACUUGGUGUCUGACUGCAGAGACAUAGUUGGGAACCUCACUGAGCUGGAGUCUGAGGACAUCCAAAUUGAAGCCUUGCUGAUGAGGGCAUGUGAGCCCAUUAUCCAGACAUUCUGCCAUGAGGUUGCAGAUAACCAGAUUGAUUCUGGGGACCUGAUGGAGUGUCUAAUACAGAACAAACACCAGAAGGAAAUGAAUGAAAAAUGUGCAAUCGGAGUCACUCAUUUCCAGCUGGUUCAAAUGAAAGAUUUUAGGUUCUCAUACAAGUUCAAAAUGGCUUGCAAGGAGGACGUGCUGAAACUUUGCCCCAACAUCAAAAAGAAGGUGGAUGUGGUGAUCUGCCUGAGCACAACCGUGCGCAAUGACACUUUGCAGGACGCCAAGGAGCACAGGGUGUCUCUGAAGUGCCGCAAGCAGCUGCGUGUUGAGGAGCUAGAAAUGACAGAGGAUAUCAGGCUUGAACCAGAACUGUAUGAGGCUUGUAAAAGUGACAUCAAGAAUCACUGCCAAAACGUGCCCUAUGGCAAUGCUCAGAUUAUUGAAUGCCUGAAGGAAGUCAAGAAACAGUUGAGUACCCGGUGCCACCAGAAGGUGUUCAAACUGCAGGAGACAGAGAUGAUGGAUCCAGAACUGGACUACACUCUCAUGAGAGUCUGCAAGCAGAUGAUCAAGCGGUUUUGCCCAGAGGCAGACUCCAAAAAUAUGCUGCAGUGUUUGAAACAAAACAAGAACAGUGAAGUGAUGGAUCCUAAGUGCAAGCAGAUGAUUACCAAGCGCCAGAUUACACAGAACACAGAUUACCGCCUCAAUCCAGUGCUCAGGAAGGCGUGCAAAGCAGACAUCCCAAAAUUCUGCCAAAAUAUCCUGAACAGGGCCAAGGAUGACACAGAGUUGGAAGGACAAGUCAUCUCGUGCCUGAAGUUGAAAUACGCAGACCAGCGUCUCUCUCCAGACUGUGAGGACCAAAUCCGAGUGAUAAUCCAAGAAUCAGCUCUAGAUUAUCGGCUGGAUCCCCAACUUCAGAUGCACUGCUCUGAGGAGAUUUCCAACUUGUGUGCGGAAGAAGCAGCAGCUCAGGAGCAGACUGGGCAGGUGGAAGAAUGUCUGAAAGUGAACCUGCUGAAAAUAAAAACAGAAAUGUGCAAGAAGGAAGUGCUCAACAUGCUGAAAGAAAGCAAAGCAGAUAUAUUUGUUGACCCAGUGCUCCAUACAGCCUGUGCCCUGGACAUCAAACACCACUGUGCUGCCAUUCCACCAGGGAGAGGACGCCAAAUGUCCUGUUUAAUGGAAGCUCUGGAAGACAAGAGGGUGAGGCUGCAGCCCGAGUGCAAGAAACGCCUUAAUGAUCGUAUUGAAAUGUGGAGCUAUGCUGCCAAGGUUGCCCCAGCAGAAGGCUUUUCUGACCUUGCCAUGCAAGUUAUGACCUCUCCAUCCAAGAAUUACAUCCUGUCAGUCAUCACAGUUGGCAUCUGUGUACUCUUCCUCAUCGGCCUGAUGUGUGGACGCAUCACCAAGCGGGUGACAAGAGAGCUCAAGGACAGGUAGAGCCUGGAUUGCCUGCUGAAGAAAUGCCUGCCUAGUGCCCAGUUUUGUACAGCCCUCCUCCUCUGUAUAGUCUACCCACCCCUUCUUGUGAGAGGAGAAUAAAAACAAAAACAAACAAAAAAAAUAAUUAGAACAGCAGCAGGUGUUGGCUCAGUUUUCCCAUCCUGGAUCUCAUCCACAGCAUCUUCAUCCUUUGAAAGUUUGUGUGCAACAUUGGCAGCCCAGCCAGCAGCUUUGGUUACCCCUUUGUUAGCAGACUCUUGUUGACCUGCCUGUAGACAAGUCUCUGUUGUACUGUUGGAACUGCCUUCACUCUCCAAACCAGACUGAUUGUGACCUGCAGCUCAAGGAGUUUUUAAGUCAAUUUUUAAAGGAAGACACACUUGACUCUUAUGAUUUGGUUCCUACUGAAAUCUAGUCAUCCUCUGUGGCUGGCUGAAGUUGAGGCAGGAAAUUAAAGGGUAAAUUGCAUCUUAACACCACAGUUGGCCUUGUUUUGGACAUCUUGCUCAUCUUAUGUAAAGCAUCUUCAGAGCAUAGGCUUGGACAACCUAAGGACACCAGGCAGUGGUGUCACCCACCUAGUGAAUAUCCUGCUUGUGUUACUGUGGAUUUUUUUGGCUGCAAAGGUGUCCUCCCUUUCUUCCUCUGCCACUCUAGAAUAAAGCACUGACCAGGAUCCAGUACUCACGAGCUGUACACCUUGUGUUUGGUAGAUGAAAGCAGUGUAGGCACCUAGAGCCUGUCAGUAGUGUCCAGUGCUGCUGCCAGCAGGCACCAAGUGCCCUGAUCAGUCACUGGCUCAGCUUUUUUCUUAGCAACAAUGCAGUAAAAACUCUUUAACACUCCUUUCAUUUGACCUUGGCUGCUGCUGAGCUGUCACCCUUCUGAAUGGACUGUCUGCAGGUGGUGUUGGCAGGUUGGCAACCCAGUGCUCUUGUCAGGGGUGCAGAAAGCAGCUCAACACUCAACAUGCUCUGUCUGUUCAGUGGUUACUGGUGGGCUACUGUGGUGGUUUGUAACUGGUCUGUCUGGGUUUGAAAAGUGGCACUGGAGAGUGUUCUUCCUUUCCAUGGCUACAAGGGAUAGCAGCUGGAGCUUUUAUGGGAUGUUUGACCCAGGUGCUGGUCCAGAAGGCCAAGCAGACAUGGAUGGGAGGAUGGUAGUGUUAUAUGAGAGGCAGAAAUGUCCAGAUCUUUAAGGCAAGUAGCUUUCACAUGGUUACCAUCAGUGUGUGCAGUCACACUGGAUGUCCUGACACUCCCAGACCGUGAUACUUGCACAGAGAGCCCAAAGGAGGUGGUUUAGAAAAGCCACACUGGUAGUUGUGGCCUCUUCAUUAUCUUAAUUUCUCGACUCCAAGGGGGCAAGGAGGUCCUAAGCCAGGUGCUGGAACAGUGAGCAUGUUGGUGAACUCCAGAGGUUACUUGCACAGCAGUCCCUGUGUGCAGUAGGAUUAGCUUCACUCACUUUCUAGAUGUUCUCACCUGCCUGUGCUGCUGUGAAUUCCCGUGCCUGAAACUGUCCAACUUGGGCUGUUGCUUGAGCCUUGACUUUAUUUGCCCGGGUAGUGCCCUGCUGGGGAAGACCUGACACUCCAGUUCUCCACGUUGUUCUCCAGAAGGGCAGGGGAGGUGGUUUUGAGUGUGGACCAGCCAGUUCUGGGUGCAGGAUGGCAAGCACAACGGACUGUGCGCUUUUGCUGCCAUACGGUCUUAGACUUCCUGUGCUAGUGAGUCCUUCACAGACUCUUCUGGUUUUAUGUCCCAAGUACCAUGAACACAAGGCAAGCAGUAGAGGAUGUCUGAGCCCUGAAGGUUUGGUGGAGAAUUGGUGUGUGGUAAGAUGGCAGUGACGUGGUAGAACAGAAAUCAAGUCUGAAUUCUCUCUCUCACCCCUUUUCCGUGGUGCUAACGGAGCUUCUGGCCCUCUGUCAGUGCCAAGUGGAGCAGAAGAGGAGCAGUUUUGUGUCUCUUGAGGUAGCACAGGUGUCUAACAUCACAAAUGUUAGUUUGGCAGUUGUAAGUGUGUAUUAUUCCACUUGACAGAGGGCAGGAAUUGCUGCUGUAGGGAUGGGUGUGUUGGCAGGGAGGCGGGAUCUCUGCAGCCUUUCUUGCUUGGCACCAGUUCUGCUUCUCACAGUGUCUAUCAGGUGUCAUGAAAUUGCCAUCAGAGGGCUUUUUCGUUGUUGUUGUUUUUGAACUGUUGCCACUUUCUGGAAAGGCAUUUUGUAACCUGAUUAGCUUGAAAAGCCUAAUUAGAUGGUUUAUUGUCUAGAAAUAGCAUCUUCCACUAAAUCCCAAACGACAGUGCAGUGAAAGUUGUAGGUUUGUAGCCAUAGUUCUGAAUGUAAACCCUGAUUAGCUCUGAAAGUGGCUUUACUUUCAGAGAUAAGGCUUUCUGGGUUGUUUUUUGGUUUGUUUGUUUUGAUUUGGUGGAGGUUAAGGUUGUCUGGUCAGGAGUUGUGUGGCCUGUGGUGGUGUUGGGCAGUGGUGCUGCUGUGCCUGGGAACUCGGUUGCGGUGCGUGUGCUCUGAGGUGGUGGCACAGGGGUGUGUCUGGAGGCCCUCUGAAGCAAAAGCAGAUCCUAAAUACAUUUCUGCACGAUUCCCUCAGGUGUCCUUUGUCCCUGUAAGGGCACAGUCCUGCAUUUUAAAGGUGUGAUGAUGGCAAAGGGCCCAGGCCAUUUUGUCAUUCAACAUCACGCUCUCUUCCUUCACAUUUUACAACGGGGCCUCCUGCCACUGCUGAUGACCAGACUAGAAAUCUACCAGACCCAGUCUUGAAAUAGCCUCCUCCUUUAAUACCUAAAAAUCUAGAGGUCUUAAUAGCACAGAAGCCCAGAGAACUACUCUUCCAAAAAUAACUUGCUUGUGCUGUUGCCAACGCAACCUCCUGCCUGCAGGCGACCAUUUUCUGUCGGGGGGGAAAGAAGGAAACGGUUGUAAGACACACUGCAGUUGCCUUGAACUUGAGGAAGCCUUUUUAACCUCUCUGAUCUCAUCAGGAGCACUAAAAAUAGCUGUGAUCAGCCAAGAGGAGAGUCUUGGUACGACAAAACCUGAUGUGCCCCUUCCUCUUUGUGGCUCUUGGUGGAGAAGUCUGCCCGAUGCAAGUCAGGAGGUGGGGUGGUUGAUCUCCUUGUCAUCACAAAACCUUCUCUUGGCGAGCUCCUGGGGGUGGAUGGAAGGGGUAGGUGGCUGGGUGGCAGCAGGGCAGGCAGCUCCCAGUUUCCCUCCUGCUUCUGCUGAACGAGUUGUUUCCUAAAUGAUGGCCCAUGUUUGGAUGACAUGGCUAAGCGGGACCACACGUGACGUGUACCUUGUUACUUCUGCUGGCCCCUUGGUGUUCAUUCUUGUUGACCUUAAUAAGCUUAUUUAUUGUUUGCCUAGUGGGUCUGAUCUUUUGCUGAGUUUCCACUUGGGAUUCUCUUGCCUCACCUGCUGGAUGAAUUCCUCUGGGUAGGAACAAAAUUCCUGGCACUUCAGGUACUGUCCAGCGAGCUGAGGACCCGUGCGUCUUGUGUCGCUGGAAAGGCCCUUGUGAAGUUCAAAUAAUUCUGUAACAAAACAAAAGCAUUUCACCUGGAAUCUGACACUUAUCCGUGCAAAAAAAAGAGUUAGUCUUGUUCUGAAAGAAUCCACAGUGAAAAAUAAUGGAGUGAAGAUCAGAAGACUGCAGGGUGGGUGUGGAGGGAUGGGACGAGCCAGGGGGGAUCGCUCGGACCCCGUCACGUUGCAGAGAAGCUGUGUUCAAGUUGGAUGGUGACUUCUGUUAAAACACAACUUUAUCAUUUAGUCGAGAGAAGGUUUAGUACUUUUUUUUUUUUUAAUUAUUUUUGCUUUAUUAGUUUUGUUCUUUUUAAAGAGAAAGGUUUAGUUUUGAGGUGUGCGAGUGCGUUGAGUGUGAGCCCCCGGAGCCUUUCGCUUCUCUCCCUAUUUAAAACCAGAUCUCUGUGCACUCCCACAGCUGCCCUGGGGUUGAGGAUGUUCUUCAGGAUGAGGUUGAACAUCUCAGAGGCCUCUCCCAGGUACUGAUCUUGGUGCAGGGUCCCCGCUGGGGCCAGACCUGCCCUGCUUGGAAGGACCCAAACCAGGCUCCACGUGUCCCACCUUCCCCCUUGUACAGCAGCAGCUGGUUCAACUUUAAUCUCCGUUGGGUUUAUUUCCAAAUGUGACAUUAACAAGGCUUUUUUUUUUGUUUUCUUUUGUAAAUUGUUUCUGUGUAUAAAUCCUUGUUUGGGGGUUUCUUUUUCGUUUGGUUGGUUUGGUUUUGUUUUUUUUUUUUUACAUGCCCACGCUGUGUAACGUUGAGCUGUUACUGAGACUCUGAACAUAAUAAUGUGCAUUUUUUUUUGUUGUUGUUGUUGGUUUGUUUGGGUUUUCUUUUCUGUACAGAAGAAACGGGAGAAUUUAAUAAAAAGAGGCUGCAGGUUUUUA
Molecule: messenger RNA, 7897 nt
Organism: Apus apus (common swift)
Lineage: Eukaryota; Metazoa; Chordata; Aves; Apodiformes; Apodidae
Gene: GLG1
Product: golgi glycoprotein 1
Exons: 26
Coding region: 40-3459 (1139 amino acids)
Cellular component (GO): Golgi membrane
Molecular function (GO): fibroblast growth factor binding
Source: RefSeq, a predicted model, not a curated record